AUGAGCACACGAACGGCUGCUCUCGCUGAUCCCUCUCGAGGCCCGAACCGGAGCUUUUCGACCCGUUCUGCCCGGUCUGGUCGUGCUCCAGCUCCAGGUUUUCCCUCGUCCUCUUCAGCAGCUGCUGCCCCAGCGCCAGCCUCAGCAGGUGCCACGCCCACUACCGCCGCUGGCCCUGGCGCCGCCCACCACCCCCAAGCCCAAGCUCACACCCGCCAACCCUCACACUCACACACGCUCUCGCACUCACAGUCCUACUCCUCCCGCUCCCACUCACGCUCCAACUCCAACUCCAACGCCGCCAACUCGCAUCUCCCCCCUCACGGCAGCCAUCACCAACGCACCUCUUCUUCCGCCCGCAACUAUCAGCCACAGUCCCUUUCGCAAAAUGACUACGAGGCCUCGCGCCUAGUCGCCGCCGUCAACGCCCACGCUCAACGAAGCUCCAGCAGAGACCGACAACCCCCGGCCAGGGGCCCCGAUCCCUCGCGGGCCCAUCGACGGAGCUCGUCUCGAUCAAAGAGCAACAACCACCAGAGUCCUCAUCCCGAAAUGGCUCCCUCGGCCACCACGAGCAAUGGCGCCGGCUCCCAGAAUGCAGCCCAACCCCAGCAGCAUGGCCACGCCGAUGCGCCGCCCCGUCCCUCAACUUCCAAGCACGCGAGAUCGCGUACCGUCAUCCCGACCCAGUCUGGAAAAUGGAUGCUAGGCAAGACCAUUGGAGCUGGCAGCAUGGGCAAGGUCAAGCUCGCCCGAAAGGAGGAUGGCAGCGAACAGGUCGCCUGCAAAAUCAUCCCCCGUGGCUCGACCGAUGAUGGCCACCAGUCUCGCGCCGACAAGGAGCGCGCCGAUCAGUCCAAGGAGAUCCGAACUGCCCGUGAGGCGGCCAUCGGUACUCUCCUAAACCAUCCCCACAUCUGUGCCGUCCACGAUGUCGUUCGUACCAAUCAUCACUGGUAUAUGCUGUUCGAAUAUGUCAACGGAGGCCAGAUGCUCGAUUACAUCAUCUCUCAUGGCAAGCUCAAGGAGAAGCAAGCCCGAAAGUUUAGCCGACAGAUCGCGAGCGCUCUCGACUAUCUGCACAGGAACAGCAUCGUUCAUCGAGACCUCAAAAUCGAAAACAUUCUCAUCAGCAAGACGGGCGAUAUCAAGAUCAUCGAUUUCGGUCUGAGCAACCUCUUUGCGCCUCGCAGUCACCUCAAGACAUUCUGUGGCUCCCUUUACUUUGCCGCCCCUGAACUCCUGCAGGCCAGGGCGUAUACUGGCCCGGAAGUGGACGUGUGGAGCUUCGGUAUCGUCCUAUACGUCCUGGUUUGUGGCAAAGUUCCCUUUGACGACCAGAGCAUGCCUGCGCUACACGCCAAGAUCAAGAGAGGUCUUGUUGAUUACCCGGCGUGGUUGUCAAGUGAAUGCAAGCAUCUUCUAUCUCGCAUGCUUGUCACGGAUCCCAAGCAGCGAGCUACCAUGCAAGAGGUGCUGAACCAUCCUUGGAUGAUCAAGGGCUUCAACGGUCCACCGGAGAAUUACCUCCCUGUCCGUGAGCCUCUGACAACACCCUUAGAGCCAGAGGUCGUACUGGCCAUGCAGGGCUUCAACUUUGGCACCCCUGAGAGCAUCAACGCACAGCUCACCAAGAUUAUCGAGGGAGAAGAAUACCAGCGUGCGGUGAAACUCUAUCAACGAGAAAAGGACACUCCCCCGCCAACCAAGGAUGCCGAGAAGAGAAGGCCAUUUGGAUUUGAUUUCUACAAGCGGAGGAACUCUGGCAACAGCCGUGAUACUCUGACGGGCCCCAGCUCUGAGGCGCUCCAGAUUGGUACCGACCCUAUGAAUGCCUUCAGCCCUCUCGUGUCUAUCUAUUAUCUGGUAAAGGAGAAGCAGGAUCGGGAUCAUGCCGACAUGGCUCAUCCGCCAGCAGCGCACUCCCGUGAGCGGGAGAAGGAGAAAGAAAAGGAGAAGGAGAGGGAGCGCGAGAGGGAGCGUGAACGGGAACGGGAGAAGGAGCGCGAGCGUGAGAGAGAAAGGGAGAGGGAGCGCGAACUGCGCGAACGAGAGAGAGCGAAGGAACCAGAGUCAAUGCCGGAGAUCGCACCACCGCAGGAGGCCCAUACUAAUGCUGCGGCCUACGAGAUGCCUGGCGAGAAGCCCACCGGUGGCCGCACGAGGCCCCGCGCUCGCACACAUGGUGAGGACGACAUGCCUGAAGUGCCAAAGCCUCCUCCGCCCCCGGAGCCCAAGGUUGAGCAAUUCCACAAGAAGGAGGGCACUGCGGCUGGUCUCCUGCGUCGGUUUAGCACGCGGAAGCGUAAGGAGCCUGAGCGACUGGACAAGGACCGGUCCCAUCCUCCUGUUGUGCAGGUUCAUUCGCCAGCUGAACCCUCACCCCUCGCUCCCCGAAAGAGCUUCAGUAUCCGUCGUGGACGACGCGAGCGGGACGAGGCAGCGGAUGCGCGAUUCCGUUCUGGCAGCAGCCAGCCCCAGACCAGCGAGCUUCUCAGUCCGCCCAUGUCUGCUGGCGGUACCAAGGAGUCUCGGCGUGGUGGUGGCCUUGGUCGAUCAACAAGUGUCAACUCGGCCGAUCUCAGGCGGAGGAAGGAUGCCCCAGCCACCAGUGGCUCCGAUCAGUCUGUUCUAAACGAGGAUUCACUGAGCACACACCGCAGCCACGGGCACAGCCGAUCAGUUAGCAUGCGGGCCAAGUCGAUCGGUCACGCCCGGAGGGAGAGCAUCCAACAGCGCCGCAUGAGGAGAGAAGCAGCCCAAGAAGCCAACGUGCCUGAAGAGACGGAUCAGGAACUCGAGCAGAGCGGUGUCUCCACCGAUCGACUGGAUGACACCGAGUUGGCGAAGCCGGUAUACCUCAAGGGGCUGUUCAGUGUAUCAACAACAUCGGGCAAAUCAGUGCCCGCCAUCAGAACCGAUAUCAAGCGAGUUUUGCGGCAACUCAAUGUGGACUACACAGAGAUCAAGGGAGGAUUCAGCUGCAGCCAUUCGCCAAGUAUUGACCUCAACAGGGUACAAGACCCUCCCAUGAGCCCUGGGAUGACACCAGGACACAAGAGGCGAUUCAGCUUCGGAGGUCUCAUGAGGGGAGACGAUCGUGAGCGUGAGCGAGAUGAGUUCCGCGAAUCGGAGCGACCUCCCACAACGCCUCGAACACCUGGCCGCCCAGACCGCAGCUUCUCCAACUCUGAGACAUCGUUUGACAGCAUUCCCGGGAGAAGCGGCGGCCAGUCGAGACGGGUGCCUGGAGAGACGAGCACUCAAGUGCAGAGUGAUCUUGGGGGAAGCAUGGUGUUGGAGUUUGAGAUCUUUAUCGUCAAGGUGCCACUGCUGUCACUACACGGCAUUCAGUUCAAGCAAGUGACGGGCAACACGUGGCAGUACAAGAGCAUGGCCGAUCAUAUUCUCCGGGAACUGAGGCUUUGA
Messenger RNA from Fusarium keratoplasticum, 3429 nucleotides. Its product is annotated as Non-specific serine/threonine protein kinase. Gene Ontology annotation, biological process: protein phosphorylation; microtubule cytoskeleton organization; intracellular signal transduction. The transcript has 3 exons. Gene Ontology annotation, molecular function: ATP binding; protein serine/threonine kinase activity; tau-protein kinase activity. Bases 1 to 3429 code for a protein of 1142 amino acids. Lineage: Eukaryota; Fungi; Ascomycota; Sordariomycetes; Hypocreales; Nectriaceae. Gene Ontology annotation, cellular component: cytoplasm. The record is from RefSeq and is a predicted model, not a curated record.